Messenger RNA from Zea mays, 1147 nucleotides. RefSeq lists its product as uncharacterized. Lineage: Eukaryota; Viridiplantae; Streptophyta; Magnoliopsida; Poales; Poaceae. The record is from RefSeq and is marked validated. Gene Ontology annotation, molecular function: manganese ion binding. Bases 169 to 873 code for a protein of 234 amino acids. The transcript has a single exon.
AUGAAUGAGACCAGUCGCCCUCUGCCCCAGGCAAAGCUGCAGCUGCAGCUGCCACAGCGGUGACCACGCACGCUGCACCGCACCGCACCGACGGGUGAGACCUGCUGUGUCCACCAACCGUGAGCCCAGCAGGCGACCGACGACGCUAGCUUAGACUAGGAACCAACAAUGGCCACGCGCCACCUGCUCCUCCUCCUGCUCGCCGCGCUGCUCCCGGCGGCGGCCACGGCGGACCCGGACGCGGUGCAGGACUACUGCGUGCCGGACACGGGCGGCGGGCGCGGGCGCGGGCGGGCCGUGGAUCUAGCGCUGCUCCCGUCCUACCCGUGCAGGAGCCCCGCCAACCUGACGGCGGCGGACUUCGCCUUCGCGGGCGUGCGCGCCGCGGGCAACUUCUCCGCGGACACGGGGUUCGCGGGGGUGUCGGUGACCCCCGCGCAGUUCCCGGCGCUGCACACCCUCGGCGUGUCCUUCGCGCGCGCCGACCUGUCCGCGGCGGGCGGGGUCAACCCGCCGCACUACCACCCGCGCGCCACCGAGACGGCGCUGGUCCUGGCCGGCCGCGUCUACGCGGGAUUCGUCGACUCGGGCGGCCGCGUCUUCGCCAAGGUGCUCGAGAAAGGGGAGGUCAUGGUGUUCCCGCGCGCCAUGGUGCACUUCCAGAUGAACGUCGGCGACGAGCCGGCCACGGUGUACGGCACCUUCAACAGCGAGAACCCCGGCAUCGUGCGCAUCCCGGCGACCGUGUUCGGGUCCGGGAUCAAGGACGCCGUCCUCGAGAGGGCGUUCGGCCUCGAGCCGGAGGAGCUCCGCCGGCUCCAGAAGAGGUUCGGGCCUCCUCCCAAGACCAAGACGGCGGAGAUGGACGAUUGAUCGGAAGAUCAGGCACUCGCGAUCAAGGGGGACAUGAUUAAUUGAUUAGUUAUAUUAAGAGCAGCAGACUUUGUGAUCUCUGGAAUAUAUCUCCUUCCAUUUGUUAAUGUCUGUAUGAAUUAUUUGGCGGUGGACGGUGGUUAUCAUGGACCGAUAAUGCCGGUACGUACAGAUGGGAUGGGCAUGUGGGGUUAGGUGUCACAUUCAAGUGUCUACGAGAUGUUUAUGGGUUUAUAUAUAUUGUUAAUAAAGCAGGCCGACUUUAUUUGCUCUG